Messenger RNA from Neltuma alba, 1954 nucleotides. RefSeq names its product MLO-like protein 2. The transcript has 15 exons. The record is from RefSeq and is a predicted model, not a curated record. Bases 73 to 1788 code for a protein of 571 amino acids. Lineage: Eukaryota; Viridiplantae; Streptophyta; Magnoliopsida; Fabales; Fabaceae. Gene Ontology annotation, biological process: defense response. Gene Ontology annotation, cellular component: membrane.
UAAUUUUCCCCUCCCUCCCCAUUUCUCCUCCCGUGCCUUGCAGAGAUCGGCAGACCCAGCGCAGCUCGCGGGAUGGCUCAAGCUAAAGAGCGAACCUUGGAGGAUACCCCGACCUGGGCCGUUGCUGUCGUGUGCUUCGUCUUGCUCGCUAUUUCCAUCGCCAUUGAACACCUUCUUCAUGUUGUUGGACAUUGGUUCAAGAAGAAGCACAAAAGGGCUCUGUAUGAAGCACUCGAAAAGGUUAAAGGAGAGCUCAUGCUGCUGGGCUUCAUAUCGCUGCUGCUCACGGUGUUUCAGGAUCCUAUUUCCAAUAUCUGCAUAUCAGAAAAAGUUGCCGCCUCUUGGCAUCCUUGUGCUGUUCCAAAAACACAAACUCAAGCCCAAUCUGAUCCUGAGGACUCUGACGACCACAAUUCUCGCAAACUUCUCCAGUUUCUGGACCCCUCACCUCGACGUGUUCUCGCCACCAAAGGAUACGACAAAUGCGCAGACAAGGGUAAAGUGGCUUUUGUUUCUGCUUACGGCAUCCAUCAGCUCCAUAUAUUCAUCUUUGUGCUCGCAAUUUUUCAUGUCCUUCAGUGCAUUAUCACGCUCGCUUUGGGCAGAACUAAGAUGAACAAAUGGAAGAACUGGGAAGAUGAGACAAAGACUCUUGAAUAUCAAUGCUAUAAUGAUCCUGAGAGGUUCAGGUUUACGAGGGAAACAACAUUUGGGAGAAGGCAUAUGAAUACGUGGACUCGUUCUCCCAUUUCACUAUGGAUUGUUUGCUUCUUUAGACAGUUCUUUGGAUCGGUUACAAAGGUUGACUACGUGGCACUAAGGCAUGGAUUUAUCAUUGCUCAUUUGGCCCCCGGAAGCGAAUCAAAAUUUGAUUUCCACAAGUACAUCAAAAGAUCACUUGAGGAGGACUUUAAAGUUGUGGUGGGAAUAAGUCCCAUCAUAUGGUUUACGGCGGUCCUGUUCCUUCUGACAAACACCCAUGGAUGGCGCUCUCAUUUGUGGCUUCCAUUUAUCCCACUGAUUAUAAUCUUAUUGGUUGGUGCCAAGCUUCAAACGAUUAUAACAAAGAUGGCAUUGAGGAUUCAAGAAAGAGGGGACGUGGUGAAGGGUGCACCGGUGGUUGAACCAGGGGAUCACCUUUUCUGGUUCAAUCGCCCUCGUCUUCUCCUCUUUUUGAUUCAUCUCGUUCUCUUUCAGAACGCAUUUGAACUUGCAUUUUUCGCUUGGAGUACAUAUGAAUUCUCUAUAAACUCUUGCUUCCACCAAGAUACAGCGGAUAUUGUCAUUAGAAUUACAAUGGGGGUUAUCAUUCAAGUUCUGUGCAGCUAUGUGACCCUGCCUCUUUAUGCUCUGGUCACCCAGAUGGGUUCAAGCAUGAAGCCAACAAUUUUCAAUGAGAGAGUAGCAACUGCACUGAAGAACUGGCACCACGCAGCCAGGAAGAACGUGAAAGAAAGCAAGCACUCCUUAUUAUCAGAAUCGGUGACUCCAUUCUCCAGCAGGCCUGCCACUCCAAGCCGCGGCAUGUCUCCAGUUCAUCUGCUGCAAAACCACCCCUUGAGAAGCACUGAAAGUGCCCAUACUUCUCCCAGGGCUUCUUCUUCGAGCUACCAGGACAACGACCAUUGGGACAUCGAAGGCUCACCUUCCCCUAGUCGCCACCCUCACGAUCAGGCUGUUUCGCAGCCCACCGCCGCUGCUUCUGAUUUGCCCCCUCUUCCUCAGCAUGAGAUCACCAUUGCCUUAUCUGACUUCUCUUUCGACAAGCGGCAUUUGGAUAGAGACUAAUCAUCGAGGAUCAAGCUUUCUUUCUUGCCCACAAUUUGUACAUGAAAAUUUCUUUUAAGUGUUUAUACACGCACACAGAGGUUUAUUUUCGUUGCAAAUUGAGAAUUUUCAUGUAUUUCAAAAGGAGGUAUAAUAUUAGAAAAAAAUGUGAUUUCAUUUCCUUUCU